AGAGGGAAGACCUGACAGGGAUCUGCCUCCAGACUCUCUGAGCCUCUGCUCCUCUGCUCCUCUGCUCCUCUUCUCUGCUCCUCUCCUCUCUUCUUCGACCAGCUGAACCCUGCUCCUCUCCGCUCCUGUCAUGCCGAGCCUCCUUCUCUGCCCCAGGCCGUUGGCCGUCUCUGCUUGUUACUGGCCUCUCCACGUGCUCCUGCUGGAGCUCCUCGUCCGAGGAGUCCUGCCCAACAUCUCCAGAUUACCUGCGACGGCCAAACGUGAGAUCAUUAUCGACGGAGACCUGGUGAUUGGCGGUUUGUUUCCCGUUCACGAAAAAGGCGAGGGCACCGAGGACUGUGGGAAGAUCAACGAGCAGAGGGGGAUCCAGAGGCUGGAGGCCAUGCUGCUGGCCCUGGACGAGAUCAACUCCAACAGUCGCAUCCUCCCCGGGCUGCAGCUGGGAGCCCACAUCCUGGACACCUGCUCCAAGGACACCUACGCUCUGGAGCAGUCCCUGGAGUUUGUCCGGGCGUCUCUGACCAAGGUUCAGGAUCCAGGCUUCAUCUGCCCCGACGGCUCCAGGCCGAUCCAGAACGAGGUUCCUCUGGCCAUCUCAGGGGUCAUCGGAGGAUCCUACAGCGACGUCUCCAUCCAGGUGGCGAACCUCCUGCGAUUGUUCCAGAUCCCACAGAUCAGCUACGCCUCCACCAGUGCCAAACUCAGCGAUAAAUCCCGCUAUGACUACUUCGCCCGCACCGUCCCGCCCGACUUCUACCAGGCCAAGGCCAUGGUCGAAAUCCUGCGAUACUUCAACUGGACCUACGUGUCGACCGUGGCCUCCGAGGGGGACUACGGCGAGACCGGCAUCGACGCCUUUCAGCAGCANGCACUUGCCAGAUCUAUCUGCAUCGCCACGUCGGCCAAGGUGAGCCGCUCCAUGACCCGCCAGAACUACGAGAACGUGAUCCGCUCCCUGCAGCAGAAGUCCAACGCCCGGGUGGUAAUCCUGUUCACCCGCAGCGAAGACGCGCGCGAGCUGCUGGUGGCGGCUGCUCGCAUGAAUGUCACCUUCACCUGGGUGGCCAGCGACGGGUGGGGGGCGCAGGAGAGCGUGGUGAGGGGCAGCGAGAGCGCAGCAGAGGGCGCCUUCACCAUCGAACUGGCCUCCUACAAGAUCAGGGAGUUUGAAGACUACUUCACCAAACUGAACCCCUACACCAACACCAGGAACCCGUGGUUCAAAGAGUUCUGGGAGCUCCGGUUCCGCUGCAGCCUGGAGGAGCACGGCUGCAGCGACCGCAGCCUCAGGGACGGAAGCUUCGAGCAAGAGUCCAAGAUCAUGUUCGUGGUGAACGCCGUGUACGCCAUGGCCUACGCUCUGCACAACAUGAGGCAGGCGGUGUGUUCCAACACGUCCAAGGUGUGUGACGCCAUGAAACCAGGCAACGGCAAACGCUUCUACAAGGAGUUCAUCCUGAAGACCAAGUUUGAAGCUCCGUUCCGACCUCAGGACACCGACAGCAUCGUUCGCUUCAACUCGGUCGGCGACAGCAUCAGUCGCUACAACAUCUUUCACUACCACAAGGAGGACGGCAAGUUCAUCUACAGGAAGGUGGGCUACUGGGACCAGAACUUUACCCUCAACACCAGCCUGGUGGCCUGGAGUGGCUCAGGGCCGCCAACCUCCCAGUGCAGCGACCCCUGCAGGAAGAACGAGGUGAAGAGCAUGCAGCCCGGAGACGUGUGCUGCUGGAUCUGCAUCCCCUGUCAGCCGUACCAGUACCUGCAGGACGAGUUCACCUGCGCCGACUGCCGCUCCGGUCAGUGGCCUCUGGCCAACCUGACGGGCUGCUACGACCUGCCGGAGGAGUACAUCAGGUGGGAGGACGCCUGGGCCAUCGGCCCCGUCACCAUCUCCUGCCUGGGUAUAAUGUGCACCCUGUCGGUGGUGGGUCUGUUCUUCAAGAACAACGAGACCCCGGUGGUGAAGGCGUGUGGACGAGAACUCUCCUACAUCCUCCUGCUGGGGGUGCUGAUGUGCUACAGCAUGACCUUCGUCUACAUCGCCAAACCUUCCACCGCCGUCUGCACCCUACGCCGCCUGGGCCUGGGCACGUCCUUCUCGGUGUGUUACUCCGCCCUGCUGACCAAGACCAACCGCAUCGCUCGCAUCUUCAGCGGCGUGAAGGACGGCGCCCAGAGACCACGAUUCAUUAGCCCUGCGUCCCAGGUCGCAAUCUGCGGCGCCCUCAUCUCCUGCCAGCUUCUGGUGGCCAUCAUCUGGCUGCUGGUGGAGGUGCCAGGCGUCCGGAAGGAGGUGAGCGUGGAGAGGAGAAACGUGGUGACCCUUAAGUGCAACAGCAGGGACUCCAGUAUGCUGAUGUCACUCACCUACAACUGCGUCCUCAUCAUCCUCUGCACCGUCUACGCCUUCAAGACGCGCAAGUGUCCGGAAAACUUCAACGAGGCCAAGUUCAUCGGCUUCACCAUGUACACCACCUGCAUCAUCUGGCUGGCCUUCCAGCCCAUCUUCUACGUCACAGCCAGCGACUACAGGGUGCAGACCACCGCCAUGUGUAUUUCUGUCAGCCUCAGUGGCUCCGUGGUUCUCGGCUGCCUCUUCGCUCCCAAGAUCCACAUCAUCCUGUUCCAGCCCCAGAAGAACGUGGCCUCACUGAGAGUCACGGCCAACCGCUUCAGUGCAACGGUGUCCACCUCCGUCUCCGCCCCCAGCUCCGCCCACUCUAAAGGAUCCACUUCGAAUUACGUGCCAGCCGUGUGUAACGGCCGAGAGGUGGUGGAUUCCACGACGUCCUCCCUGUGAAAUGUUAGUCUUCCUCUCUCCUCAAGCACAAACCUUCAUCCAACCAUCAUUCGUUUUGAACGACGCAGCGCUCAUGCUGUGUGGACACUUCUCUGCCCGAGGAAGUCUGAAAGACAGCCACUAGGAGGAGCUAACUUUGGAAGUUCCAGAUGUACGGUACGACAUGUUUUGUAUUAAUUUAUUAACUCGUCAUCUCUUUGGUUUUACAGAUAGAUGUGAUUAAAUGCACCGUGCCUUGUCCUCAACAGUCGUGUUUAUGGGUGCGUUGUGAAGCAAUAGUGGUUCAUAAAACAAACAAACAAAAAAGUCAAAAAUAAUAUGAAUAAACAUACGCUGUACUUAUCUCGUAUUUAGUGCUGUGAAUCUGAAUAUUUACGACAAGGACUUAAGGACGUUAAUUUAGAGCUCGCUGUUUAAAAAAAAUGUGAACGUGAUUUUAAAAAUAAAAGAAAAAAGUACUCGACGGCUAGACGAUAUAAAGGACGUGUGUCUGUUUUAGGUGUAACAACGUGUUUUCUUGUAACUUAUGUAAAUACAGCGUUUUUUUUAAUAUUUAAGAAAAAAACAUCGCAGUGUUUGGGAUUAUUGAAAGUGCUCCUACUUUAGGACUGAGGUUUUUCUUUUUCUUUUUAUAACCAUCAUGGUGCUCAUUUCAACUGGUGAAAAACUUUACAAAAUAUGAAUUAUGGGGGAUGUCCGAUUAUAACUUUUUGCCGAUAACCGAUAUUCUCCAAACACCUAAUUUCCUAUAUCGA
This is a messenger RNA of Cynoglossus semilaevis (tongue sole), 3564 nucleotides long. It is a transcript of the gene grm2b, whose product is annotated as glutamate receptor, metabotropic 2b. Gene Ontology annotation, molecular function: G protein-coupled receptor activity. Gene Ontology annotation, biological process: G protein-coupled receptor signaling pathway. NCBI's taxonomy places the organism in Eukaryota, Metazoa, Chordata, Actinopteri, Pleuronectiformes, Cynoglossidae. The transcript is spliced from 6 exons. The record is from RefSeq and is a predicted model, not a curated record. Bases 131 to 2809 code for a protein of 892 amino acids. Gene Ontology annotation, cellular component: membrane.